Acomys russatus (golden spiny mouse) is the source of this 426-nucleotide messenger RNA. Its product is annotated as 40S ribosomal protein S24-like. NCBI's taxonomy places the organism in Eukaryota, Metazoa, Chordata, Mammalia, Rodentia, Muridae. Gene Ontology annotation, biological process: translation. Gene Ontology annotation, molecular function: structural constituent of ribosome. The transcript has a single exon. Bases 1 to 426 code for a protein of 141 amino acids. Gene Ontology annotation, cellular component: ribosome. The record is from RefSeq and is a predicted model, not a curated record.
AUGAACGACACAGUGACGAUCCAGACGAGGAAGUUCGUGACAAACCAUCUGCUUCAGAGGAAACAAAUAGUCAUCGACGUCCCUCACCCUGGGAAGGCAACAGUACCAAAGACAGAAAUUUGGGAAAAGCUGGCCAAAAUGCACAAAACCACACCAGAUGUCAUCUUUGUAUUUGGAUUCAGAACCCACUUUGGCAGUGGCGAGACGGCCAGCUUUGGCGUGAUCUAUGGUUCUCUAGAUUAUGCAAAGAAGAAUGAACCGAAACACAGACUCGCAAGACACGGCCUUUGUGAGAAGAGAAAGACCUCCCGGAAACAGCGAAAGGAACGCAAGAAGAGAACGAAGAAGGCCAGGGGGACGGCAAAGGCCAACGUUGGUGCUGGCAAAAAGUGCCUGGAGACUGGACACAGGCAAAGGAGUGAGUAG